GAGAUUGGAGAAAUCAGCCACAAUUCUUCCAGUUUUGCUUCGAUUUUAGUUCCCGAAAUUGAAGUCAUCAGCUAGAAGUUUGUUCGAGCUCUGGGAAUUUGGAUCCACAUUUUGAAGGAUUUGGAAGGAUUUUGAGGGAUCGAGGAGGUAGCUGUGGGAUGGGGGUGGAUUACUACAAUGUGUUGAAGGUGAACAGAAAUGCGAAUGAAGAGGAUCUGAAGAGGUCCUACAAGAGGUUGGCUAUGAAAUGGCAUCCUGAUAAGAAUCCUUUGAACAAGAAAGAGGCGGAGUCUAAGUUCAAGCAGAUCUCUGAAGCUUAUGAUGUUUUGAGCGACGCUAAGAAGCGUCAGAUCUACGAUCUUUACGGCGAGGAGGCUCUCAAAUCUACUGAUUUUGUUCCUCCGGCUAAUUCCAAUCCUUCUUUUUCCUAUGUCCCUCGAGAUGCAGAUGACAUUUUCGCCGAGUUGUUCGGCGGGGCUGGGAGUGCUAAGAGCCGAGGGUUUAGGGGAGAGAGUGUGUUUAGGAAUGGUAAGGCGGAAGCUGGGAAGCAAACGAAUAAGAAAGCAUCGCCAAUUGAGAGCAAGUUAAUGUGUAGCUUGGAAGAGCUUUACAAAGGUUCUAGGAGGAAGAUGAAGAUUUCUCGCAUUGUCCCUGAUGAAUUUGGGAAGCCGAAAACUGUUGAUGAAGUGUUAAAAAUCGAUAUCAAGCCUGGUUGGAAGAAGGGGACAAAAAUCACUUUCCCUGAGAAAGGCAAUCAAGAACCUGGGGUCGCCCCUGCUGAUCUUAUAUUUAUCAUCGAUGAGAAACCGCAUCCUGUGUUUGAAAGGGAUGGCAAUGAUUUGGUAGUGAAUCAGAAACUAUCUCUACUAGAAGCACUAACCGGAAACACAUUGAACUUUACAACUUUGGAUGGAAGAAAUCUCACGACUGUUACUGAUAUUGUCAAACCGGGUUACGAGGUAGUGAUCCAGAAUGAAGGAAUGCCCAUCUCUAAAGAACCAAACAAGAAGGGGAACCUUAGAAUCAAGUUUGAUAUAGUUUUCCCAUCAAAGCUUACUUUUGAUCAGAAAUCCGAUCUAAGAAGGGCUUUGGGUGGUUCUGAUUAAGAAGCCGAGUCCAGGAGCGGUCACAACAACGAACCUUCUACACAGGGGAUCGAUAAUACAAGCUCAAAAACAUGUAAAUACUCGUCCUACACUCCAGAAAGAAACAUUGUGCAUAUUAGAACCUUGGAGAACUGCUUGAUUAAUUCCUGGAAAUAUGAUUUAGGGAUUAAAAUCUAGCAUUCUUCAUCCACUGCCCUUGUAGCCAAAAGUUAAUUUUGACUUGAUUAUAAUAAUGUUGCAUCAUGUGAUCAUACAUAUUUUUACAUGGAAGUCUGUGUAAGAUUAUUUGUAUUUUAUUAGCUUGGAAUUUCGUGUAUACUGUGCAUCAUCUGGUGUUGAAUAAUUUAUGCAGUGUCCUUUUUGUCA
Molecule: messenger RNA, 1472 nt
Organism: Cucurbita pepo subsp. pepo (vegetable marrow)
Lineage: Eukaryota; Viridiplantae; Streptophyta; Magnoliopsida; Cucurbitales; Cucurbitaceae
Cellular component (GO): cytosol
Molecular function (GO): protein-folding chaperone binding
Source: RefSeq, a predicted model, not a curated record